AGUUACCAGGAUGUCUUCUGAAGAUAUAAAUCGAACAGCAACAAUUCCAACAGAGGAGGCAGGGCAGUCAGUUUCUUCGACAUCAGCCCAACCCCCCUCAAAUGGUGACGUGACCUCUCCAAGGCCAUCAGACCAGGCUAGUUGUCAGAACAAUCUCCAGAGGAUUCAACAACGCAAACAGCACGUCUUCAAUUGGCCUCAAGUGAAGAAACUCCUGAAAUUAGCGAACUACAGUGCAUGCCAGGUUGAAGAAUGCAAAUGCAACGGUUGGAAGAACAGUCAGCAGGUGGUGAAGAGUCCCAAGAGUGAUCUCCAACCGAUCUCCAACUUCUCAGAUCCCUGCAGAAGCUGCACACACACAUUAGAGAGUCAUAUCAGUCAUUUACCCAAGCAGAAUGACGAGGAGAUCAAUAAACUCCUGGGGAUGGUGGUUGACGUCGACAAUAUAUUCAUGGGAAUGCACCGGGAGAAAGAUCCAGACACCAAGAAGGUGUACUAUUAUUUAUUCAAGCUCUUGAGAAAGUGCAUAUUGUCGAUGACAAAACCAGUAAUCGAGGGGCCACUUGGACAGCCACCAUUCGAGAGACCCAGUAUUGCCAAGGCCAUUACGAAUUUCGUUCUCUAUAAAUUUGGCCAUCUUACCCAGAGGGAGUGGCAAGCAAUGUACGACCUCGCCAAGAUUUUUCUACACUGCCUCAAUCAUUGGAAUUUCGAGACACCCAGUGCCAGGAGAACCACUGGCAACGACGAGGAGGCACCAGCUUACAAAAUCAAUUACACUCGUUGGCUCGUAUUUUGUCAUGUCCCUGCCUUCUGCGAUUCUCUCCCACAUUACGACACAACUCUGGUAUUUGGGAGGACAAUGCUGAGGGCUGUCUUUAAGUCUGUCUGCAGACAACUGAUGGACAAGUGUCACAGCGAACGAGACAGAAUGUCACCGGACAAGAGAGUCCUGGUAUUAACACAUUUUCCAAAAUUCCUCUCGAUGCUGGAAGUUGAAAUAUACUCGGACUCACCAAUUUGGGAUCCUGAAUUCAAACAAGUCCCUCCACCCCAUCUCCACGUGUCCACAGACUCCAAGUCCCUUCUGACACGUCGCACUGGAGAAUUCGAGAAAGUGACAGUCCCUCCGAAUGAUUCCUCAACGUACACGACAAUCAACAUCUCGCCAGGAAUAAAAAAACUCACAGAAAAACGAGCCCAUCCUGAGGGCCGCCCCGAGGCUAAACGUCGUCGUGUGGAGGAUCCUUUUGAGGACCUCGCUGAGGACACAGUUUCCGAAAUAAUAGCGACUAUCAAUGAUCCCAAUUACAUGUGUGGCCCUGAUGCUGUCUUUCCUCCCAAUGUGCCUCGAGACGAGACAGCAAAGCUAGAGGAGAGUCGAAAGAUCAUAGAGUUCCAUGUGAUAGGUAACAGCCUGACUCAGCCAGUCUCCAAGCAGACGAUGCUCUGGUUGAUUGGUCUGCACAAUGUCUUCAGUCAUCAAUUACCCCGGAUGCCCAAGGAAUACAUCUCUCAGUUAGUUUUUGAUCCAAAGCACAAGACCCUCGCUCUCAUAAAAGACGGUCGUCCAAUCGGGGGCAUCUGCUUCAGGAUGUUCGCCACUCAGGGCUUUACUGAAAUCGUCUUCUGCGCUGUAACCAGUCAGGAACAAGUCAAGGGCUACGGCACACACCUGAUGAAUAUGCUGAAGGAUUAUCACAUAAAGAACAAUAUUCUUCAUUUUCUAACGUUUGCAGAUGAAUUUGCUAUCGGUUAUUUCAAGAAACAGGGAUUCAGCAAAGACAUCAAGCUCGCGAGGGUGAUGUAUCAAGGAUACAUAAAAGAUUAUGAAGGGGCAACUCUCAUGCACUGUGAGCUCAACUCUAAGAUUGUGUACACAGAGUUCACAGCUGUCAUCAGAAAGCAGAAGGAAAUCGUCAAGAAGUUGAUUCAGCAAAGACAGCAGGAGAUACAGAAGGUUCAUCCCGGGCUGACGUGCUUCAAGGAGGGAGUGAGGGGAAUUCCUGUGGAGGCCAUACCUGGGAUCAGGGAGACUGGCUGGAAGAGUUAUGCUCAGACCAGGACCAGGGGCGUUGCCAAGGGGACUCCAGGGCCUGAACCCAUGGAGGCUUGCCUCGAUAUCACGGAUUCGUUGUAUAAUGCCCUGAAAAAUGUACUCAACAGCGUCAAGAAUCACAGCACUGCGUGGCCGUUCUUGAAGCCCGUGGAUAAAAAUGUUGUGCCUGAUUAUUAUGAUCAUAUCAAAUAUCCUAUGGACCUCAAGACCAUGACUGAUCGACUGAAGGCGAGGUAUUACGUAGCUCGACGGCUGUUUAUUGCCGACAUGACGAGAAUCUUCACAAAUUGUCGUGUCUACAACAGCCCAGACACCGAGUACUACCGAUGUGCCAAUGCCCUUGAGAAAUACUUCCGAACACGCAUGAAGGAAAUCGGCCUCUGGGACAAAUAACCCGAAUUUAAUCUUUAAUUUUCAUUGAUAAAUAAAUAUUCAAUUUGUGAUCUCCAUUUAAA
This is a messenger RNA of Fopius arisanus, 2514 nucleotides long. It is a transcript of the gene KAT2A, whose product is annotated as Gcn5 acetyltransferase. The coding region runs from base 11 to 2452 and encodes 813 amino acids. Gene Ontology annotation, biological process: chromatin remodeling; positive regulation of transcription by RNA polymerase II. The record is from RefSeq and is a predicted model, not a curated record. NCBI's taxonomy places the organism in Eukaryota, Metazoa, Arthropoda, Insecta, Hymenoptera, Braconidae. Gene Ontology annotation, molecular function: histone H3 acetyltransferase activity; protein binding. The transcript is spliced from 2 exons. Gene Ontology annotation, cellular component: nucleus; ATAC complex.